Molecule: messenger RNA, 1855 nt
Organism: Momordica charantia (bitter melon)
Lineage: Eukaryota; Viridiplantae; Streptophyta; Magnoliopsida; Cucurbitales; Cucurbitaceae
Product: serine carboxypeptidase-like 7
Biological process (GO): secondary metabolic process; proteolysis
Molecular function (GO): serine-type carboxypeptidase activity; acyltransferase activity, transferring groups other than amino-acyl groups
Source: RefSeq, a predicted model, not a curated record
UUUAAUAUCCGUCGAAAAAUGAAACAACCAACGCAAGAUGGCCAACGUUCUCUUCCGCUUCUCUGUUUUCUCGAUUUCUCUAUUUCAGGUCCUCUCCGCCGCCAGCGGAGGUUCUUACUCGAGGGUGAAGUUUCUGCCGGGAUUCUCGGGUCCUCUUCCUUUCCUACUCGAAACUGGAUACGUGGGAGUGGGAGAUUCAGAGGAAAUCCAAUUGUUUCACUAUUCCGUCGAAUCCGAAGGAAAUCCCCAAACCGACCCUCUCCUUCUCUGGCUCACCGGUGGUCCCGGUUGCUCUACUCUUUCUGGACUUGCCUUUGAAAUUGGGCCCAUAAGGUUUAAAGAAGAGUUAUACAAUGGGAGCCUACCUGAACUAAUCUUGGACCCUCACUCAUGGACCAAGAAAUCCAGCAUAAUCUUUGUUGAUCUGCCGAUGGGCACGGGGUUUUCAUAUAGUACAACUUCAGAAGAACGGAAGCCGGGAGAUUUUAACCAAAUUCACCAUGCUCUUCAAUUUUUGAGAAAGUGGUUGGUUGAUCAUCCAAAAUUUAUAUCAAACCCAUUCUAUGUUGGUGGAGACUCAUAUUCUGGUAUAAUUGUUCCGAUUCUUGUCCAAGAAAUUUUAGAAGGAAAUAAGCAUAUUUUUCCAUUUAUAAACUUCAAGGGAUAUAUAUUGGGAAAUCCUAUAACCAUUCGGGGUUCAAAUGAAAACUUUGCAAUCCCUUUUGCUCAUAGCAAGACCCUCAUCUCUGAUGAAUUAUUUGAGUCGUUGAAAACUAGUUGCAAAGGAGAAUAUGUGAACAUUGAUCCAAGUAAUGUCGAGUGUUUAAGACAUUACAAUACAUACGAAAAGUGUAUUUCACAAGUCUCGGAGGGAUGUAUUUUGCGGCCCAAAUGUGUGCUUCCGUCUUCGAAUCAACAUGAUAUAUUUGGCCGCAGAUCUCUCUACAACACCCCUGUUCAUCCUGGUUGCGUUUCGUAUAAGUAUUUGCUUUCUUAUGAUUGGGCAAACGAUGACCAAGUUCAAAGAGCACUUCACAUACGUGAGGGAAGCAUUGGAGAAUGGAUAAGAUGUAAGAAAAAAGAUUAUCAAUAUGAAAUUAAGAGCGUUUUUCCUUAUCAUGUGAACCUUAGUUCUAAAGGUUACCGGUCUUUGAUCUAUAGCGGGGAUCAUGAUAUGAUGGUGCCAUCUAUGGACACUCAAGCAUGGAUCAAAUCUUUGAAUUAUUCUAUUGUUGAUGAUUGGAGGCCAUGGUUCAUCGAGGAUCAAGUAGCUGGCGAUAUCUUCUCCACGGCCCGCCUCAGCUCCUCUCUAAGCAUCCGGAAGGAGAAAUCCGGCGGGGAUUUUGCGAAGGCGAAGUUAAAAUCGAUGUUCUCGGAGCCGACGUUCAACGUGGUGAUGAGGAUAGUGGCGGGAAAACGGUUCUACGGCGAGGGAAUUUUGUGCAGUGAAAUGGAAAAUGCGAAAGACCCCUAUGGCGUGCGCUGGACCCCUAUGGCGUGCAGAGGGAGAGGGUGUACAGAGGGUGUGCAAUGAGAAUUCGGUGGAGAGGAUGGAUCCCAAUGCUGACGGAGGGAAGGGAAGAGAGAGAGGAGUAAAAGAGGGGAAGAGAGAGAAAGAAAAAUAAAAUGAAAAAUAAAAGAAAAUAUACAAAUAUGAUAAAAAAUAAUAUAGAAUUAAACAAAUAUACAACUCAUCGAGCCACAUCAGCAUUCUUAUCAACCAAAAUUUAACUCCAUAAACCUUUCAGAACUAUUUUCUAAAAGGUGGGGAUUAAAUUGUUACUUUUUGAAAUUUAUAGAGACUUAUCUCCAAACUCAGGUACUAUUUUACCAUAAUAAUAAUUUGUUUUUGAAA